This is a messenger RNA of Aricia agestis (brown argus), 1178 nucleotides long. RefSeq lists its product as uncharacterized. The transcript is spliced from 2 exons. Bases 110 to 718 code for a protein of 202 amino acids. NCBI's taxonomy places the organism in Eukaryota, Metazoa, Arthropoda, Insecta, Lepidoptera, Lycaenidae. The record is from RefSeq and is a predicted model, not a curated record.
UUGAUGUUUUUCCUUUUUGUUAACGAUCGAUCGUCAUAAACCGGUACGAAGAUUAACAUUCUCUUUAUUUUGAAUCAUAUUAUCUGUGUAGUGAAAUUGCAAAAUUGUAAUGGAGCCUGGAUUUAAUAAAGGAAAUAGUUCAAAUUUACCAAGAGUAGAUUGUUUUACUGUGGCGCGGUUCUUCAUUAGGAACAAGGAUAUUUUUACACAAGAUCAUAAAAACGCAAAAAGGUCUCCUGGAGAGUCUCAUGGGGAUGAUGCUGUGGGGUUCGUUCAGCUGAGGAGAGAAAAUGAAUUGUGUACAGUUAUGUGCCGUGUUUGUCUCGAACAAGAAGUUCAUAGCAAACAGUACACAGUCACUGUGAUAGUGGAUGAACAAUAUGAAGAAAUUGAAAGUGCACAAUGUCCAGAUUGUGAGUCAUCUGCAGGAAUCUGCAAACAUAUCAUAGUGUUCGUAAUGUGGCUUCACCGCAGAAGCGAAGAACCUUCAGGUUCCGAUAUUAAAUGUUACUGGAAAAAAUCCCUGCCAUGGCAACUAGGAAUAAAACUUAAAUAUGUAACAACUUCUGAGUUAUCAAAAACGCCUAAAGCCUCUUUUACUUUACCAUCAGAUGAUAGAUUUUUUAAAGAAUUUGUAAAAGAAGCCAGAAAGAGAAAAAUUACAAAUUGUGGGUUACUAAAAUACUUGGAUGCCACAGGUACACUGUUAGAAGAGUGAAGGCAUAGUAUCAGCUAGUUCUGAAGUACCAAGCAAGCCUUGCUGAUGAUUUGAUUGAUAAAACAAGACUAUUAAUACUAAGAAGAUUAUUGUUAAUUUUAUUUUAAAUGAAACAUUAAAACAAACAACAUAGUCUACAAGCAGUCAAAAAUAUUUAAAGUGAAUGUUUGCUUGCUUGAUUGUGUCAAAGGCAUACUAAGUUAUGACUUAUGGAGCAUAAGGCAAAAGAUGGUGCAAUGUUAUAUGUAAACUUAAUUGGGGCGCAUUACAUGAUGGAUUGUAUCAUGUAAUGCGCCGAAGUACCUGCAACACAGCAACAAAAAUUACAUUUCUCAAUUUUACACACACUUACAGAAUAUAACAUUUAGAAAUGUUAUUUUUGUAUUGCAUAGUAACAGUUAAAAUUAUAUCUAGUAAGUACUUAAUGUUAUUUUAUUGUGUAAAAUUACAUAUUACGAAU